UCAGCUCUAUGUGUUGGUGUGAAUGAAUGAGAGAGGGGGGUGUGAAUAAGUGUGACUGUGCUGGGCUCAGCGUGAUUUACGGCUCUGCUGAAAACUGCUUUCCCCGCAGCUUCAGCACCAGCAGCAGCAGCAACAAGUCGGGAUUGAGAGAGUAAUGCAACAGCACACUUUUGAAGAAAGCAGACACCCCUGGCAGGAGUCAUUUGAAAAUGUCAGCAUCUGCAUGCCAUUUCGUUGCCCACGAUGUGGUGACCACACUAGAUUCAGAAGCCUUUCUUCUCUGAGGGCACAUCUGGAGUAUAAUCAUAGGUAUGAAGAAAGAAGCCUUCUGACAAAAUGCAACCUCUUUUCUUCCCUCAAAGAUACAGACUUGCUCUCUUCCUCAGAGACCAUGACUCAAGGAAAACUGGGGAACACCAGCAAUGCAAUAAAACAGAAACCAUCCUACAUAAAUUUUUGUGACAGCUCACAUGAGAACCCAAAGAACAGAAAAUCACUGGAGAUGGAAGCUGAAAGGCCUGUCUCUUUUGUGGCAAAUUACGGGUCAGCAGACUUCACAGAUGAGCAGAUUUCUAAACCGUGGGUUCCAACAACAGACUCCAAAGCCUCUUUUGAGGCACAUGUACGAGACAAGUUUAAUAGGAUGGUAGAAGCUGUAGAUAAAACAAUAGAGAAGAGAAUUGACAAGCUUACCAAAGAGCUGGCCCAAAAAACGGCUGAGCUGUUGGAAGUUCGGGCCGCUUUUGCGCAGCUGUCUCAGAAGAAACAGGAAGUUCAGAGGCGAGAGAGGGACCUGAACAGACAGGUGGACGUUGCAGUUGAGAUGAUUGCUCUACUGAAGCAACGUCUUACAGAGUCUGAGGAAGCACUUCACAGGAAAGAAGAAGAGGUUGUUACUUUUAACCACUUCCUGGAAGAGGCAGCUGAGAAAGAGGUCCAUGGGAAAGCCAGGCUCCAACACUUCAUUGAGAAUCUAUUGCAGCGGGUUGAUCUGGCAGAAAGACAACUAGAAUAUUAUCAAAAUCAGCAGAUAAUGUGCAAUUACAAUGAUGUAAAUGAACAUAUGUUUACAGACCUCUCAUCAAAUAAGAAACCCAGAUGCCUAAGCCGAGGAAAUCAGCAUGGUUCAUAUAAUAUACCUGAUGCAAAACCGCAUUCCCUUCAAAAAGGUAGAAUGUUCCUAAAGAAAAACAAGGAUGACAAGAACAGCAUCCAGCCAGUUACAUUCUUCUAUGAGCCUGUCGACUGCUCAAGAGAGCUAUGGAGGCCACAGAAAAGAGGUGAACCAGUGAGUGCUGCCCGUAAGGUGAAUUCAAAAUCCAAGCAGGGUAAAAAAGGCAAAUAGCUACAGUAACAGAUUAUAUCAUAUAAGAACACACAGGAGCUACUGGCACAAGGCUUCAACAAAACAGAUAUUGAAUCAUGUCUAUUAGCUAAGCAUCGUACAUUUCCUAUUCAUUUGUUAUGCCAUAAAAUAUUAAAUAUAAAUAUAUAAUAUAUACAGUAUGAAAGAAUAUUUUUAUUAUUUAGGAAUUUUGUUUCUCUUUUGGGGUCUAUAAGCGAAGUAACAUUUAUUUAUGUCAGUUUACAUUUGAUUUUUCUAUUUAUUUAAUGCUAGAGCCUAUUGAAAAUGAUCCCAAUAUCUGGCUGUAUACUAUUGUGGCCAUAUGUUUUAUAACCAGAGAUUUUAGUGGCACCAUGUGGUUGGUUUACUAAUCUAAUUUCCAUCUAUGUCGUUGCGUCAGUUCAGAAGAAUCCAUUUAAUUGGCAUCCUGAUACUCAGUCUUUGCGCUUAAUUGGUGUGAUUGCCAGGAAACAUGUUCAAUGACUAAACACUACAUAUACCAGGUUUCAGAGUAGCAGCCGUGCUAGUCUGUAUUCGCAAAAAGAAAAGGAGUACUUGUGGCACCUUACAGACUAACCAAUUUA
Caretta caretta (loggerhead turtle) is the source of this 1929-nucleotide messenger RNA. RefSeq names its product zinc finger protein 365 (gene ZNF365). The record is from RefSeq and is a predicted model, not a curated record. Gene Ontology annotation, biological process: telomere maintenance; regulation of double-strand break repair via homologous recombination; regulation of neuron projection development. NCBI's taxonomy places the organism in Eukaryota, Metazoa, Chordata, Testudines, Cheloniidae.